GGAAGGGAAACUGGGGAGUAAAGUGCUGAUGGAUCGACAAAAAGCUUGGCAACUGAAAUUCAAAAUCGAUAAACCAGUGACAAGAAAUAUGAAAGUAUGUUCCCAGCAUUUUAUCGAUGAUGAUUAUUUUUAUCGAGAUUCCAGUACUACACAGAAAGAAUGUUUGAAAAAGACUGCUGUGCCUUUCAGAAAUCUUUCUGUUGGAUCCACUACCACAAAGGAAGAACAUGAAUGUUCUAGUAGUAGAUCUGAAAGAUUGAAUCCAAGAAAUAUCAACAAAGAAAAACUUAUUGCUGAAGACUGCUCUUGUGAAGAAAUCGAAGCUGCAUAAGGUCUAUUACAGCUUCUUCAGGGUCAGCCUGAUUAUAAUGGGCCUAAAACUUUCAAGGAUUUCGAAGUGCAAGUGAAUACUCCUAAAGUAUCUUCUUUGUGUGACCUGA
Molecule: messenger RNA, 440 nt
Organism: Harmonia axyridis
Lineage: Eukaryota; Metazoa; Arthropoda; Insecta; Coleoptera; Coccinellidae
Exons: 2
Coding region: 29-331 (100 amino acids)
Source: RefSeq, a predicted model, not a curated record